AUUGAGUACCAAUGCAUGGACCAAAAUUUCUCUAAAGUCCCAAUGGAUAUACCUUCAUCCACCCAGAACCUGGACUUGAGCUUCAACCCACUGAGGUCUUUGGCUCCACGAAGUUUUUCCAGGAUCACUGAAUUGAGAAUACUUGACUUGUCCAGAUGUGAUAUACAGAAGAUUGAGGAUGACACUUAUGAGGGCCUGCAUAAUCUUUCCACUUUGAUCCUGACGGGAAAUCCAAUCCAGAGUCUGGGACUCAGAGCCUUCCAUGGUCUGCCAAAGUUACAGAAGCUGGUUGUUGUAGAAACAAAUCUCAUGUCUUUAGAAGACUUCCCCAUUGGAUAUCUCAUAACCCUGCAGGAGCUACAUCUGGGUCAUAAUUCCAUCACUUCUCUGCAGUUACCCAAUUAUUUUGCCAACUUCAGUUCCAUGCAGUAUCUGGACCUUCAUCUGAAUCAGAUAAAAAAUAUUUCUGAUGGAGAUUUGGAACCUGUAAAACUGAAUCCCAAUCUUACCCUAGAUCUUUCUGAGAAUCCUAUUCAUUAUAUCCAUCCAGGUGCCUUUAAGGGGAUUCACCUAACUGGACUAAUACUGAGAGGCUGUUUUCACAGCUCAGCAAUCAUGGAGGCUUGUGUUAAGGGAAUGGCUGGUUUACAAGUUGGUAAGUUGGUCCUUGGAAACUACAAAAAUGAUAUCCAAAUGACCAGCUUUGAGAGUAGUAUCCUAGAUGGAUUGUGUGAAGUGGACAUUGGUGAAUUUCGGAUGGUUGCACCCUCUGAGUUCCCUUCAGAUGGCAAUGGAGUUUUCAAAUGUUUAGUCAAUGUUUCUGUUCUCUUUAUGGUUAGAACAGACUUAGAACACCUGAGCAACCUACCCAUAUUUCCUAAGCUGUUCUCCUUGACAUUAACUGACUGCAAUUUUGAUAGACUGCCUAAUUUUCCAUCUACCACUCUCCCCAGCCUUAAAGAACUUCGGGUUACACACCACAAAGAUCUCACCACUUUGUCUGAUUUGGCACUGCCCAAUCUACAAAUUCUGGACCUCAGCAAAAAUGCUUUGAAUGUUUUGUCCUGCUGUUCUGAUGAUAUGUUUGAUACUCCCAAUUUGAAAUAUUUGAAUCUGAGUUACAAUGCCCACAUCACUUUAUCAAAGAACUUUAUGGGUUUAGAGAACCUAGAAUCUCUGGACUUACAACAUACCAUACUGAAAGAUCAGGAUACAUACCCUGCCUUUUUCUCACUCACAAAUCUUCAGUACCUGGAUAUCUCUUACACAAACACUCAUGUCAAAUUUAAAAACAUUUUCACAGGCAUGAGUAAUCUCAAACAUCUGAAAAUGGCUGGCAACUUUUUCCAGGGCAACAUCCUACAUGACAUCUUCAAGAACCUGAGUAAGCUUGUCUCACUAAAUAUUUCCUAUUGUCAGCUAGAAAGGAUAUCCCAUGAGACAAUGAACUCACUUCAUCAACUACAGGUAUUGGAUCUGAGCCACAACAAACUCCAGACUUUUGAUCCACUCAUUUGCAUGCCUCUUUUGAACCUCCAAGUCCUGAAUUGCAGUUCUAACAGCAUAACAGCCCUGAAUGGAGAGAAUCUACAGGAACUAUCAAGGACUCUCAUUUCCAUUGAUCUUUCUGACAACCCAUUUGACUGUGUCUGUGACCAUCAAAUCUUCUUUCAGUGGGUGAAAGAGCAUACACAUCUCUUGAAUAGAUCUAAGCCAAUGAAUUGCCAGACCCCUUCUCAUAUGAAAGAUGUCUCUGUGUUACUUUUUGAUGAUUCAACCUGUCAGAUGAAAAAGACAGUCAUUGCUGUGUCUAUUUUGGGAAUUAUAGUGAUACUUUUGGUACUGGCCUUAGUCUAUAAGUUCUAUUUCCAUUUGAUGCUGCUUGCUGGCUGUAAAAAAAUUGGUGGAGGGGAAAGCACCUAUGAUGCUUUUGUCAUCUACUCUAGUCAAGAUGAGGAUUGGGUGAGGAAAGAAUUAGUGAAAAACCUUGAAGAGGGUGUUCCUUCAUUCCAACUCUGCCUCCACUACCGAGACUUUAUCCCUGGUGUGGCUAUUGCUGCCAAUAUCAUUCAGGAAGGUUUCCAUAAGAGUCGGAAGGUCAUUGUUGUGAUCUCAGAGCACUUUAUCCAGAGCCACUGGUGCAAGUUUGAGUAUGAAAUUGCCCAAACAUGGCAGUUUCUGAGCAGCCAGGCAGGUAUCAUCUUCAUCAUUCUACAGAAAGUGGAGAAGUCACUGCUGAGACGGCAAGUAGAACUCUACCGGCUACUAAACCGAAAUACCUACCUGGAAUGGGAGGACACUAAUCUGGGUAGACAUGUGUUUUGGAGACGGCUGAGGAAAGCAUUGCUAGAUGGCAGAACAAGGAGACCUAAAGGAGCAGCUGAAGAGGGGAUCAGACAGCCAGUGUCACCCACUUGAUGCUGAAAGGAGAAGAAAAAAGUACAGGCCAUUCUCUUUCUCUUGUGUAUCCAUUUUUUGACCUCCAUUACUGUGGUGCAAUGUGAUACUGAGUCUCAUACAGGUGAGAGUAGGAAGAGAUAUUAGACACUAUGUAGUCCUUUCCUUCCAUUUUGCAAAUGAAUAAAAGGGUAAAUUUGUAUUUUAAAUUUCAAGUACUCCAAACAAUCACAGAUGUUUAACACUGAAAUGGGAAACAUGUGAAACUAAAAAGGAAACAGGUAGAUCUGUGUUUCUAGCAUCAGCAAAGCCAGUAACUAGUCUGAGCUUGGAGCAUCUCAUUUUUUCUAUGAUUUUUUUUCCUCUUCCAUAAAAUGAGGAGGUAAAACUAGUUGAAUUUUUUAGUCUUCUUCAUCUCGCAUGAUAUAUGACCAUUUUUACUACAUUAAAAGACAAAUUUCCCAAACAUUUCAGCUAAUUUAGGUAUUCUCUUUCUUUCUUAAAGGAGUUGCUCAAAGAAUAAGAGGUAAUGCUCAAACUAGAUUUCAGGUUAAAAAAUUCUGGAAAUAAAUUCAUUAUUUAAAAAGAAGAAGAAAAAGAAGAAAUUUGAAGUGUAUACUUUUUCCUAUAGGAAUCAGUACUAAGUGAUCCCUGUUGUAGCAUUAAAAUUGUUUGGAUAGAAUGAUUAUCCUUAGUGGUAUAAUCUAAAUAUUAGAUUUCCUAGAGGAAGAGUAUUAAUUCUAGAGUUUUCUUUUUUUUCUAGAAUUCUCAAAGUACAAUUAAGAAUGUAAAUUCUGUUGCUACUUAUUAAAAGAUUUUGGAGCA
Messenger RNA from Gracilinanus agilis (Agile Gracile Mouse Opossum), 3222 nucleotides. It is a transcript of the gene TLR4, whose product is annotated as toll like receptor 4. Lineage: Eukaryota; Metazoa; Chordata; Mammalia; Didelphimorphia; Didelphidae. Gene Ontology annotation, biological process: toll-like receptor signaling pathway; inflammatory response; immune response. Gene Ontology annotation, cellular component: membrane. The transcript has 2 exons. Gene Ontology annotation, molecular function: lipopolysaccharide binding; transmembrane signaling receptor activity; lipopolysaccharide immune receptor activity. Bases 16 to 2418 code for a protein of 800 amino acids. The record is from RefSeq and is a predicted model, not a curated record.